Molecule: messenger RNA, 1411 nt
Organism: Pyricularia oryzae 70-15
Lineage: Eukaryota; Fungi; Ascomycota; Sordariomycetes; Magnaporthales; Pyriculariaceae
Exons: 2
Coding region: 116-889 (257 amino acids)
Biological process (GO): mitochondrial translational initiation; translation
Cellular component (GO): ribosome; mitochondrial small ribosomal subunit
Molecular function (GO): structural constituent of ribosome
Source: RefSeq, a predicted model, not a curated record
GGCGCGGAUAGCUAUCGACAAAAGUUACGUGACGAAAACCGACAGAAUCCAACCUCUGCCAGGACGAGUCCUCCACCUCAAUUGGCCUGGAGAACGUCAACUAACAUACCCCAAAAUGGAGGCACGACACGCCGUCCAAAGCGCCCUGCGCACAGCGACGUCCUCGACGCGAGUGACGGCCGCUCUCCUCGCCAUGAGGAGGAGUACCCCGGCGGCAUCGUCAAUCGUCCGUCAACAAUCCUCAAUCACCUCAGCGACAGAAUCAACAGCACUUGACAACACAUCCGCCACGCAAACGACGGCGCCGGCGGCGUCCGUCAAUACGUGGCCCGUCCCCGCCACUGACAAGUCGGCGACGGCCAGCCGCGAUGACAUGUCAACCUGGGUCAAGCCGAGGUCGUCGUCCACCAUUGGGGGCCGCAGCGCCAACGCCACUGCCAAUACCCAGAAUACCUUUAACCGGAUCGCCAUCGGAAAAUACAAGCUUUUCAACUCUCGUCCGUCCUCCAUAAGCGAAGCCUUUGUCAACGAGGCCAAAAGGGCCACUUCCAUGGGCAACCUGCCCGGCUCGCAGCAGUUCAACCUCGACAGCUUCCUUGAGAAACAUCGUAUGCAAGCCAUCACACAGGAAUGGAGCAAACGCCUCCGACCCGUUCUAGGCAGGACCGUUCCCACCACCCCCAACGUGGACGCCGCCAAAGCGUUUCAACUAUUACAGCUUCUAGUGAGGAGGAACAAUGUUGCCGGUGAUUUCCAUCGCCAGCGUUUCCACGAGAGAGGCGGUCUGAAGAGGAAGAGACUCAAGAGCCAGAGGUGGAGGGCCAGAUUCAAGACCAGCUUUGUAGCCACUGUCAAGAGGGUUCAGCAGUUGGUCAAGCAGGGUUGGUAGAAGAUCUUGUGCUACCAGCAACCUAAAUGUGUUGGCUUGGCAGCACUCGGAGGCUGCUACACAUAGACUAUCCAGUGUCGCCUAGUCGAUAAAAGGCAGAGGCCAUGUAACAUUUAACCAUGUUUUGAUAUCAAAAGUACAUUAUAACAGCACUCUCUUCAAGCAAGCGAGUGUAACCGUGUCAACAAAUGAUCUAUGCCAUCGUACCUGCGGCUGAGUGCAGUUCGCACUUAGUUCGGCUGUGGUGCAUGUCGGCAAAGUUGACCUCACAAGAUGUGCAUCUACAGUGCACCUUUGGCGCAAAUUCGGGCAGCAAGGGGCGAUUUACCACAUCACUGAGUAUUUAUAUCGCUCGGAACCUCUAUUCGCUACCAUAAUCAUUAAUCCAUUCUAUGUGGAAAUCACUGUGCUGUUAACCGGGGACUCGUCUGAAUCUUGGGCCGACUCUUAAACACGGCCUCGUAGUCGUCAACGCCCUGCUCUAGCAUCUGAUCCACCAGCACGCUGUCUCCUUCAGCCGCC